GACUUCCUGAGAUGCACAAAUAAAUCUCAGGACAGGUGCUUGCCACUUGUCACAAGUUCUUCAGAGUGCUGCCGCUUAACUCUUUCUUCUCCAAUCCUUUCUCAAGUGGAAACAUUACAGUAUUGCCAAAAGCAAAGAUGGGCGCAGCAGAGUCAUCUUCCAAGCUUGGUGGCUCCGUCCAUGACUUCGUUGUNNAGGAUGUGAGAGGAAAUGAUGUGGAGCUCAGCAGAUACAAGGGGAAAGUCCUGCUUAUUGUGAAUGUCGCAUCUCGAUGUGGUCUGGCAAAUUCCAACUACACGGAGCUGGGCCAACUCUAUGAGAAAUACAGGGAGAAAGGAUUGGAGAUAUUGGCGUUCCCUUGCAAUCAGUUUGCCGGGCAGGAACCAGAUAGUGAUGAGAAGAUUGUGGAGUUUGCUUGCAAUCGCUUCCAAGCAGAGUUUCCUAUUUUUCGCAAGGUCGACGUGAAUGGCAACAAUGCUGCCCUGCUGUACAAGUUCUUGAAAUCAGAGAGAGGCGGUCUAUUUGGAGAGCGUAUCAAAUGGAACUUCACCAAGUUUCUAGUUGACAAAGAGGGGCACGUCAUGAACCGAUACGCACCGACCUGGUCCCCACUCGGCAUUGAGAAUGACAUCAAGAAGCUGUUGGAGGUUUGAGGUAUCUCCAGGGAAGAUCAUGCGGCGGCGUGUCAUGUGUAUGUGUCAUUUGUUCUUUUCGCUACUGUAUGUGUGUGUACACUUGCUCUAUCAAGAGUAACCCCAGUCUGUUGUAUGCUACUCUGUUUUCUACACGGUGAAAUAAUUUCCCCAAAAUUACAAA
Molecule: messenger RNA, 816 nt
Organism: Triticum dicoccoides
Lineage: Eukaryota; Viridiplantae; Streptophyta; Magnoliopsida; Poales; Poaceae
Product: probable phospholipid hydroperoxide glutathione peroxidase
Exons: 6
Coding region: 138-653 (171 amino acids)
Biological process (GO): response to oxidative stress
Cellular component (GO): cytosol
Molecular function (GO): peroxidase activity
Source: RefSeq, a predicted model, not a curated record